AUGGAUAAGCGGUGCGAUGUCCAUGUGUACGGUACUUCUUCUGUGCCUCUCGUGACUUCAUCUGAUCGAGAUGGACCCAUGCCGCAUCGGCAUCAACAUUACGAUGCCGACCUAGCAGAUCGCUUACUUGGAGACUCUCGAGCCCGCCUCAGCUCUUCACUGUGUCCGAGUGUACAGUUUGGAGUUCUGCGGCCCAGCGGCAAUCUGAAGAUUGUCCGUCCAGCUUUUGACCAUUUCCAACCGCUGCUUUCAAAAGAGUGCCUGCCACAGCCCGAGGUGUGUGUACUUGCUCGAAUUGCUGGGGAUGAAGGCGGAGCGACUCAAAUGGCCGACUCUAUCCGUCGGGCUUGGGCAUUUGGUCCACUGGAGUUUGGUACGAGGAUUGGUGGACGUAACCAUACACACAUCCAUCACACCGGGUGUUUUCAUCAUUACACAUCAUCCAGCGGCAGGAUGGGGUUGAUGGGUAGCGGCGGGAUGUUGCUGCAGAUCCCGAGAGCGAAGCCCGGCCAGCUAAAAUGA
Penicillium oxalicum is the source of this 522-nucleotide messenger RNA. RefSeq lists its product as uncharacterized. The coding region runs from base 1 to 522 and encodes 173 amino acids. The transcript is spliced from 3 exons. Lineage: Eukaryota; Fungi; Ascomycota; Eurotiomycetes; Eurotiales; Aspergillaceae. The record is from RefSeq and is a predicted model, not a curated record.